Molecule: messenger RNA, 2420 nt
Organism: Chenopodium quinoa (quinoa)
Lineage: Eukaryota; Viridiplantae; Streptophyta; Magnoliopsida; Caryophyllales; Amaranthaceae
Product: squamosa promoter-binding-like protein 16
Exons: 4
Coding region: 476-1519 (347 amino acids)
Cellular component (GO): nucleus
Molecular function (GO): DNA binding
Source: RefSeq, a predicted model, not a curated record
CCCUCUAAACCCAGUGAUAAGACAAAAGAGCUUGUCUUUUUACUUUCUACUGUAGUAUCUAAUGUGGGGGACAAAAAUACUUGUGUGUCCUCUUCACCCACAACUAAUGAAUUGUCCUUGAUUUCUUCUUAAGGGAACACAAUUUUUUUUGCUCCCCCCCUACCCACACAGUCAUUUCCCUAUCUCCCUUCCCACCUCAUAUUAUUUCUCAUAGUUAGUUUACCCUAUGAUCAAUGGUUUUUCAUUAUCCUGAUGUCCAUGUCAGAAAUAUGGGUGGCUUAGGAAGCCCUAAUUUAGUGCCCUUCUGCUCAAGAACUUGAUUGUUUGUUUUCUGAUGUAAAUGGAGUUAUCAGGUAUGGUGAUUUAGACUGUAUACCGACAUCGGUCUGCAGUGGGGUCGUAAACAUAGCAAGUUGUGUGGAUAAAGGUUUAUUGAGUGGAUAUCAUUGUAGUUUGUAGGAAGAGGAAAGGGGUAAUGGAGUGGGACUCUAAAUCAUGUGCUUGGAAUGGUGUGAGUAAGGUGGAGUUUCAAGAUAAUGGUUACCAUCAUCAUCUGGCUACGUUAGCAGGUUCGAGUGGCACCGGAAUUAAUAACAUGUUUUCAGUGGAUCUGAAGCUGGGAAGAUUGGGAGAUAUGGGAGAUGUAUCUAUGGAUACCUUAAAGAAUUCAAUGCCUUUAAAUAUGGCUUCUUCGUCUUCUCCUUCACCGGUUUUGGCGCUUUCAAAGAGGGGAAGGCCAGGCAACAGCGGCGCCCAAAGUACUGUUAUUUGCUCGGUUGAUGGGUGUGCUUCUGACCUUAAUCAAUGCAGGGAAUAUCAUCGCCGCCAUAAGGUAUGUGAGAGGCACUCUAAGACGCCUGUUGUUCUUGUUGGUGGGAAGGAGCAACGGUUUUGCCAGCAGUGUAGCAGGUUUCAUUCCCUGGAAAAGUUUGAUGAGGUAAAGAGAAGCUGCAGAAAACGCUUGGAUGGACAUAAUCGCCGUAGGAGGAAAAGACAGCCUGAAACUUUUAACAUGCCUGAUUCUGCUGGUGGCGUUUUGUCAUCUCAAACAGCAGAUGGAAUGCUGCAGUAUUCCUGCCCCCAAAUGCAUACUGUAAAUUGGCCUACAAUGUCUCAGCCUGAUUUGUACUUCCAAAAUAAUCAAGAAACAAUAUAUCAGCCACUUCUGAAUGACGUUGCUCCAACCGGAAGUAGGAGAGGCGGCCUAAGGGUUUCACCUGAUAACUCAGGAUGUGCUCUCUCUCUUCUGUCAAGGUAUUCAUCCCAAUCGUCAGAUAUCCGUGUGGGACCUGUUAUGCAACCAACGGUUAUGAGUUCAGCAACAGCUCAAGGUAGCAGUACUUCUUUGCAUCUAAAUAACAGCUAUCAACUUCCUUGCUCUCAGGGUUUGGACGAUAUUGAGAGUUCAGCUUCACUCUCUAGCAGUUCUAAUACUAAUGCUCCAAACAUUGGAGGUUUCCACACAGGCCAUGCAGGGUUUCGCGAAAACACUAGGAUUUUCCCAUUUGGUUGGGAGUAGUUAAGUCUAUAAAUACUCACUAUUCUAUAAUCAUGAAUGUUUUCUAUGAUUAUUUAUAUCAAGAUCCUGUGCUAUAAGAGGAUAUGAACUAACUUCAUCUUCUCGAUUUCACUUGAUUCUUUAUGAGAGAGCUUGUCUCAUGUCUGGUAAUCUUUCUCUACUGUGGCUUUAGUCCUUAGACAUGUUGGAAACAAAGUUUUAUGAUUAUUUGCAUUAAUGUAUCAUCAGGUUAGUUUGUCCUUAGCUAUAGUUUCUGCCGGGAAAGCUAAUAAAAGUAUUUCUUGCCCUUAUUUUAGUAUGUUACUCGCUUGUUGGAUCCUCAACACUCCGACAUAGGUAUAGACUAGGCCAUGUCACUUCCUAUUGGAUCAAAUAAAGGAAAUUUUUCACAAAUUACCGAGCAUGACACUUGGACACAUACAUUGAGAGUCUGACACAAGCACCUUGAGUCAAGUAAUACAGACAUUCAGAUAGCUGAGCCUUUUUGGUUUGAAUAUCAGAAAAAAUCUCACAGCAAUAACAAUGUUUAUGGUAGUAAUAAGAGUAGAUUCUAAGAGGAGCAUGUAUAAAAUCGGAUCAGAAUACUGCAGCACAGAUUAUACAGAUUCUGAAGAAAUUGGCAGAAGAUCAUUUUAGAGAUAUGAUCAAUAUUUUCAUAUAUCUUUAUCAGCAUCGAAACAGUGCUCUGCCCUCGCUCCUCAAUUGCCAUGAAAGAACGAAGAGGAUGCUCAAUUAUUAAAGAGAUGAAAAGAGAAAAAAGAAUACUGAAGAGCCACAGACUGUGGCAUCUUUAGAGGAUCAAACACUGAUACCAUUAUAAAGAUGCCUGUAAGUGGUCCAUAGUAUGUGAAAGGACUUUACUUGCUCUGAAUCUCAAGUUUUAAUGUUUUCAGAAAGCAAA